Messenger RNA from Adineta steineri, 957 nucleotides. NCBI's taxonomy places the organism in Eukaryota, Metazoa, Rotifera, Eurotatoria, Adinetida, Adinetidae. The record is from the annotation of a GenBank genome assembly.
AUGGUUUCUGAUUCGGAUUCUGAUUGUCCACCAAUUUUUCUAGAAGUUCCAACACAAGAAAUACAAUCGAUACCUAUACAACCAAUACAAUUCUCUAUUUGGAAUACAUUUAAACAUCAUAUUCGACGUUUUCUUAUAACUAUUCUUGUGGAUGUUAUUCUCCCAUUUGUUUUAUAUCUUAUUCUACAAAAACGAACUAAACCAGUUCAUGCACUUUUAAUAGCUGGUAUUCCACCAUUUAUUAUGGUUAUCGUCAAAGGUAUCCUAUCACGUACAUUCGAUGCACUUGGUUUUAUUGUAUUCAUUGCUUUUUCCGCAUCAGCUAUUGCCGCUCUUAUUACAGGUAAUCCUGUUAUUUUGCUAUUAGAAAAAUCACUUGUUACUGGUUUAAUCUCGAUUGUUUUUGGUAUAACAUUAAUACCAUUGCAUUGUUGUCAUCAUCGAUGUCAUAUACGCCCACUUACAUAUUAUUUUUAUCAAGAUUUAGUACCAACAAAACGUGCAGAUGUUGGAUUACCAGAUGUUAUCUUUGAAAAUGAACAAGAAACAGUUGAUGAUCAAUGUAUUGAAUUACUUGAAGAUAGGAUAUUACCUAAAUUAACUGAUAAACAAGAAGUUGCUCAAGUCUAUGAAUGGAUUUAUGCACAUUGUUCAUCAUUUCGUCGUUCAUGUUAUAUAACAACAAGUAUUUGGUCAAUUGGACUUCUUUUAGAAUUUCUUGCUCGAUUAUUUCUUAUUUUAAUUCAUUUAACUGUUGAUCAAAUAUUUAUUUGGGGUCAUAUUAUAUUAGGUAUAAUGACAAGUCUAUUAAUUUUACUUUCAAUUAUUUGUAUAACAAACGAAAGAAAAAAAACAUUAAAAUUUAUUGAAAAAUACAAAAAAAAUUAUUUAAUUACUCAACAUGAACAAUCAUCAUCAUCAAUAAUAAAUAACUUAGAUUGUAAUAUUAAUAUUUAA